CCCACAACUGAGGAAGCCACCACACAGCCUCCCACAACUGAGGAAGCCACCACACAGCCUCCCACAACUGAGGAAGAAACAACACAGCCGGCCGCAACUGAGGAAACAACCACACAGCCUCCCACAACUGAGGAAGCAACAACACAGCCUCCCGUAACUGAGGAAGCCACCACACAACCUCCCACAACUGAAGAAGAAACCACACAGCCUGCCGCAACUGAGGAAGCAACUACACAACCUCCCACAACUGAGGAAGCAACAACACAGCCUCCCACAACUGAGGAAGCAACCACCCAACCUCCCACAACUGAGGAAGCAACCACCCAACCUCCCACAACAGAGGAAUCAACAACACAGCCUCCCACAACUGAGGAAGCAAUCACCAUACCAGUUGUUAUAGUGUAUUCUGAGUCGGUAGAGACACCAGCAGCGAAUAACACCAAAAACACUACCGGCGGUCUCAAGAAUAAGAACAAAGGUCCCGACAGGAUAGUCGUGGACAUGCCGGGUGAUCACAUUGCUACAGAGCCAACUAUUGAUGCUGCUACAACAGCUCAGGGAGGUAGUUCAGUGCCAGUCACCACUUCAUCCUCCGACUCUAGCACCACUCCCACCGAGACGGGCAUAAAGAGAGAGUCCACAACGACAGAAGCAACAACCGAAUCGGCAACUUCAACUGCUGCUCCAACAGACACACCAACCACUACUCCAACCACCACACCAACCACUACUCCGACCACUACUCCGACCACAAGGCCAACCACAACUCCGACCACCACACCAACCACAACUCCGACCACCACACCAACCACAACUCCGACCACCACACCAACCACCACACCGACCACAACUCCGACCACCACACCAACCACAACUCCGACCACUACACCGACCACAACUCCAGCAAUCACUACAACCAGCAUUCCCACCACCACUCAAACCGACUCUCCAACAACUACCACAACCGGCACUCAAGCAGCCACUGAAGCCGCCACUACCACGACUGCUCCGCCCACCACAGCCACAACCACAACAACCAGAAACGAUCUGAACCCAACCAGUCAGACCUCCGAGACAAGUGCCGCCGGUACCCAAGGAAACAAUUCGGCCGUCACAACUCCCAGCGCCGCCGAUCCCGGAGACGCCAGCGAUCCGACGACGACCGGUGCCGACAGUGACUUCGCCCACAACUUUGGCGUUACGGCCAACGCUCCCAACGGCUCAAACGACACAUUUGUAUUUGCGGCUGCCGGUGCCGGUGGUGGUGGUGCAGGUGGUGGUGGUGGCGGAGGAGGCAAGAGUGGCAAUGGCGGUGGAUUCAACCUUGGGUUUAUCAUCGCACCCAUCAUCCUGGCGGCUUGUAUGUUUCUAGCUUUCGCCGGCCUUCUGGUCCGUCGUCGACGCAGGAAGCCCAAAGGGACCAUUGUGAUGAUGGUCAACGACACCGAUAAGAUUGUCGAGGCGUCCGCGUCUUGGUACGGGAUUAAUGAACAGGCCAGCUUGAAAAGCGGCAAGGGCUCCGUAAAGGGCAAGUUCCGCUUCGAGGAGAGCGACUUUAACUUUGAGGAGCAGAACAGUGCCACGGAGGACGUCUCGAUCCGCGCCGAGGACAUUGACACGGAUCAAAUCGUCACGGCAACCACCAGCGCUGCCAGCAACUCCGGCGACUAUUCUGCCGUCCACGCCGCCGGGUCCGGAGACCCGCAAGCAUCCUUUGCGGCACUCGGAGAGAGCUCGCCAUACGCGCCGGUGGACGCCCACUUCAUUCUCGCCAACCAACAGCAGGAACAGCCUACAUACUCCACGCUGGAAGCCCAUCAGCAACAGCAGCAGAUGCAUGGCCAGGCGAAUGGUGCUCAGCAGUAUUCCAACAUCCAACAGCAGUCGUCCAAGCAGCAGAUGGCCCAACAGUAUUCACCCGUUCCCCGUCAGCAGGCGCAGGAGGAACAGCCGCAGACACACCAGGACCACACGCAACAGCCACUGGCUCACAAACAGCCGUACGCCAGCGUGUCGCGAGGCAAUCGCUCCAGCGCCCGCCCAGUGCAAUCGCACGGCGUCACCCUGGUCGACGUUGAGGACGAGUCGCAGGAUGGGUCUCUCAUCCAGGAGGGCUUCGACAGCUUGGCCGUGGGGCGAGGGGCGGCGGCCGGAUCGAAGCGACUGGCAAAGUCGAUUUCCACCGCCAGCGCUCAGAGCGCGCAGUCGUUCUUGGUGGACGAUGUGCAGGCUGCUGGCAGCGAAGGUGUGCAGGUUUCGUCCAGUAACUAUGCCAACAUGCACAUGAAUCAAACUCAGGCUGCUGCGCUCAACCAAAUCGGAAACAACGCGUCCGCAAACAGUGCCGGCAUGCACGCCAACCAAACCCAGACCGCCACCAUCGGCCAAUCCAUGAACCAGGGCAGCCAUGCCGGUUUCCAGGCCGACGGACCGGAGGCGUACACGCAGCGCGAACAAGCGGCACGCCAGUACGCCAGCGUGUCGCGCGCCAAUCGCUCCAGCGCACGUCAACUGCAGCCGCAGUGCGUCACCCUGGUCGACGUUGAAGACGGCGAGGCACAGGACGCGUCGCUCAUCCAGCAGGGCUUUGACAGCCUCGCCGUUGAGCGUGGAUCGCCGGGAUCGAAGCGCCUGGCCAAGUCGGUAUCCACCACGAGCGCUCGCAGCACGCAGUCGUUCUUGGCUGACGAUCUGCAGGAUGCUGUCGCUGCCAACGACGGCGAUCUCCAGCCGGGAACUGUUAGUGGCACUGAUCACAUCGACGGCUUCCAGGCGGCGGCCAUCAGCAGCAGUGCUGCCGGCUUGCACACCAACGGAUCGCGCAAAGCCAAGUCCAGUCAGUCGUCGGUGCAAACUGCCGGCGCUGCAUUCAGCGCUGGCGGUGUGAGCGUCAACGGACCUCGCAGUGCCGCGUCCAUCCAAUCCUCGGUCCACGCUGCUGGCGCUUUCAAUGCCGGCAUGAGUCCUGACGGAUCCCGCAGAGCCGUGUCCAACCAAUCCUCGGUGCAAGCUGCCGGCGCGUUCAAUGCCGGCAUGAGUCCUGACGGAUCCCGCAGAGCCGUGUCCAACCAAUCCUCGGUGCAAGCUGCCGGCGCGUUCAAUGCCAGCAUGAGCCCUGACGGAUCCCGCAGAGCCGCGUCCAAUCAGGCCUCGGUCCAGACCGCCGGCGCUUUCCAGGCGUCCGAGGCCGAUCUCAUUUCGCCGACGGAUAGCCUCGACGAGCUGGACGUCGUGGACUUGGAGGCGGAGGAGCGACAGCGGACGGCCUCCAAGCCAGGCGUACGUCCUCGCAUGGCGCUCCCCGGAACGGCCAGUGUUGGCCAGCACGUUGACUUCAGCUCGGCAAGCGAGACCGCACACGGCAGCAAGCGCCUCUCCAAGAAGAAGAGGAAGGCGCUGAAGAGCCAGUCGGGCAUUGGCAGUGUGCAGAUCAUGCGUCCCAUCACCAGCGCCCACAGCAUCCAGUCGUUCUUGCCCGACGACGACGACUGCGAAGACGGUUCGGCAGCGGUCGAAGGCUUCGCCGAGAACUAUGCCAACACGGCCGAGUUUGACCGGCGGUCACGACUGGCCAGUGCCAGCCGAGUGGAGUCCUACCAGCCCGACCUCGUCUCGCAGGUCGACAGCCUCGACUUUGGCGGCGAGGAGGCACAGAUCGUGGACGUAGAGGCCGACAUUGCCAUGGCCGUCUCCAGCAGCCGCUUUGCGUCCAGCGCCCACAUGGCCUCGCCGGCCCUCAACUGGGACGGAGGUGAAGAGGGCGAGAGCGGCGGACUAAAUCCGUCGUCGCCGCGCAGCAGAUGCGCCAGCACGCGCACCGUCUCCAAGAGCCACGCCGAGCAGACGGCUGUCGUCACGGAACUUGGCGACAAGGAGUACGAGCCGCUCACGCCCUACCAGCUGGCCGCGGCCGCCUCGGCGAACCGCGACAAGUCCGCCCAUCGGUCGCGUGCCAAGCGUCUCGACGCGCGCAAGAGCCUGGACAAUAUCAUUUAA
Messenger RNA from Sycon ciliatum, 3996 nucleotides. Its product is annotated as mucin-4-like. The annotation marks the transcript as partial. NCBI's taxonomy places the organism in Eukaryota, Metazoa, Porifera, Calcarea, Leucosolenida, Sycettidae. The record is from RefSeq and is a predicted model, not a curated record. The transcript has 3 exons.